Messenger RNA from Prinia subflava (tawny-flanked prinia), 3290 nucleotides. RefSeq names its product TAL bHLH transcription factor 2 (gene TAL2). The coding region runs from base 420 to 773 and encodes 117 amino acids. The transcript has 2 exons. NCBI's taxonomy places the organism in Eukaryota, Metazoa, Chordata, Aves, Passeriformes, Cisticolidae. The record is from RefSeq and is a predicted model, not a curated record. Gene Ontology annotation, molecular function: RNA polymerase II cis-regulatory region sequence-specific DNA binding; DNA-binding transcription factor activity, RNA polymerase II-specific; protein dimerization activity. Gene Ontology annotation, biological process: regulation of transcription by RNA polymerase II.
AUUAGAUUAUUGCUAAUGCUGAUUCAAUCCUUUCCUGCAAAGUUCACCUGACCUCGCCAGAGGCUGAGCUAAGUGACAAAAGCUAGUAAGGAGGGAUCCAGCUACCACCUCACACCAGCCCCAGAAAAAGGCAGGGGGCAUGUGGUGAGCAGAGAAAAGGCAAGACAGAAUCUCCUGGGAGAUGCAAAACAAGCUGCCUGGAUUGCCAGGACUAGUGGUGACACGCGCCAGACAAAGGACCUGCAACUCUAUAAAUGAGGCAGCCGGGACCUGCGCUAGGCUGACUCCGGUAAGAGCAAGCUCUGUGGCCAACCACUGGAAAAGCAGUCGGGAAAGAAUCACAGGAAGCGCUUGAUUUUGCUGCCUCUUCGCCCCCUGACCAGGCUUCCAGAGGCACAAGUACAGAAAACACCUUAAGAAUGACAAGGAAGAUCUUCACUAACACCAGGGAGAGGUGGAGGCAGCAAAAUGUCAACAAUGCCUUUGCCAAGCUGAGGAAGCUAAUUCCCACCCACCCACCUGACAAAAAACUGAGCAAGAAUGAGACACUCCGGUUGGCCAUGAGAUACAUCAACUUCCUCGUCAAGAUCCUGGGAGAGCCAGGCCUGCAGCAGACAGCAGUGGCAGCUCGGGGCAACAUCCUGGGAUUCUUCCAGCAAGCUCCACACUUGCAGAGCAUGGAAGAGCUGACACUGAUUGAAAACUGUGGUGUCUCCUGUCCUGGCAUGAGCAGCAAUAUAGUAGAGUGUUGGUCAGAGGCAUCAUCUCUCUAGCAGACAAUGAGAUGCACAGUCUUGAUGUUAGUGUGAUAGUGCCUCUCUCCUGGCAGAAUCUGUGUGUUGCUCUUCUGUGUAUUGUGGUUAUUUAUUUAUAUUUAUUGCUAUUUAAUUUGCAUUUUUAUUUAAUAAGAUAAGAAAUCCUUGGUCGUGCAAAAACCUGGAAGUCCUGAUGGAGAACUUUCAGUCUCUGAGCAGAGGACUCACUGCUGUCAUGGCAGAGUCCAAGCCAGAAGAGUCCUCUGCCCAGAUCUGCUCCAUAAAUCAGGGCAUAGAAAUUCCUUCAGUGUUUCUGACAGGGAAAGAGAUUAUUAUGGGAGAAGACAGGGAAAGAGAUUAUUAUUAUUAUUAGCAUGGGAGCAUGCUAUUUCAAGGAAACACUACUGAGAUGGAGAAUUAUAACAGCAUCACAAAAUUUGUCCACAACAGACACCUGGCCUUGUUAGUGAAAGAUUUUGAGAGAUGUGAUAUUUGACACAGUCCUCCAUGAGUUUUUGUAGGGCCUAAUUGCACUCAUUCUUGAGCUUGUGAAUCUUAUUCUUGAUUUUUUUUUUUAAUGUAAGUCCUAGCCCUUGAACCUGGCUACAUCUUUCUUCAUCAUACUGGGGGCGUCCCUUAUGUCAGAGCAAAGCACAUUAAACAAAAUUAAAUGUUAAGUUAAAGCAAAAAGUGCCAAUUUAAAAUGACAAAAUCAUGGUCAUAGAUGAGUUUCAGUGGGUUCAAUAGGCAAAGUAAAUCUUCCCCAUAGCAGUGAGAGCGUGAGUGUGACAGAAGAUGGUCACCUAUGCUCCAGCUGCCUGAAAACCCUAUCAAAGAGGUUGGUGAUUCAAUGCCUUUGCUCUUCUGUAGGUGCUGUAGCAAUGGGAGAAGAGGAGGGAGGGAGGACAAAGGACAGGGAGGUCCCAGGACAAAGGCUUCAGUGAUGCACUGUGAAAACCUUUGUGGACAAAAAUAUAUAGAUUGUUAUGCAUGCAUACCUCGCUGACUGCCCCUAAACUCCCUGCCUUCACCUGCUCCAGCUGAGGUUUUCCUACCUGGACACUGUCCCAAAUGGACUAAUGGAGCAAGGACCAAGACAUUGGAGUAAAUAUCUUCCAUUUGUGAGUCAUUUCCCUGCAAGAAAACCACCAACCAUCACACUGUAGGUGUUUACAUUAUAAGCUGCAUGAAAAGAGGUUUCAUGAAAGUGGCCACUGUGGGUUGCUGCUGCCCACAGAUAAUUCCAACUUAAUUUCCAGACCGAGUUAUAACCUGUGCCAGCCAAAGCCUGGUCUGCUCAUGUGACUUAUGAGCAGCCCAAAGCACCAGAGAAAAAUGGGACUAGGUUUAACUAGAAUGGCUUUCUGGUGACAUCCUGCCCCCAAUGACACAAGUGACUCUUGAUUUCCAUGUGGAUCAAGGUACAUGUCAAGCCUUGGAAAAGAAAAUUGUUCACGACUGGUGAACAAAAGUAGCUCCCAUAGGCCAAAGCAUUUCCCUGGGCUGUUUCUGUUUGUUCAUGAGACAAAGAGGUGCUUUCAGAAAGCAGAACUAGGGUUUGUGCAUGCAGCAUGUACAGCCUUUCUGCAUGAGGGGAUUUGGCACCUGAAGCUGACCUGCCUUUCAAAGCCUCACCAAGAACCAGGUGCACCAAAGAAACCAGGGCUGGCUCCCACUAUGGGAAUGUUGAGCUGCCUUCAGCAUUGACAAAAGCAAGGUCUGACAAGAACACAGCUCACCCCAUCCAGUGCUGGUGCUGUAAGGUGAACAGGUAUGCCAGUGAACAGAUUUUGACCAAAAGAAAGAAAAAAAAACCUGAAAGGGUUCAUGUUGAUUUGGUUUCCUUUCUGAACACUGCUAAUAAUUUGCUUAUCCCUGGGUUUGUGAGCUGUCAGGAUGGCCCUGGGGAGCAGCUGAGUGAAAAGGCCCCCAGAGUCCUUUGUAUGGUUUGUUUCUCCCCACCUCUGCCCACCUUAAUAUUGACUAAAUGGAGGCACAGACUCUCCUGCAUGGCACCUCAAAGGUAAUGAGUUGCAUCCUCCUCCCAGCUUUCCGCUGGCUUGCUGGAGUUGCAGCAGGACAAAUUAGACCAAGUAAAUCAGAGCACUUCCCGCUGAGGCGUGGUAGUGCUGUUGGAUCUAUCAGUCACUUGCUAUCCUAGGAAACACACAUCACCAAGGUGGAGAAAAACAUCUUGUGAGCAGCUGUCAUACUGGGAGGGAGAAAGAAAAUCUGGCAGUUUUUUAACAUAACAUGCUUGCUGUAUUUUCUGUAUGCUUGCUGUAUAUUUGCUGUAAAAUCCUUGCCUUCUUGUUAUUGCUUAGGUUCAUAUCACCUUUUUCUUUGAUCUCCUUUCAGUUUAGGGGCUCCCCACUGUCAUAUUCAGCAAGUAUUUCCCUAGAUCUCUCUGCCAAAGAUUUCUUUUUUUGGUCAAGUUUCUUCUUUGUGUUUUGGGGAUUUCUUAUCUGUGUCAUCAUGAACAAAUACAGUGCAACUGGUAACACUUCGUGCUAUAUGAUAUUAUUUAACACCUAU